This is a messenger RNA of Pelobates cultripes (western spadefoot toad), 699 nucleotides long. Lineage: Eukaryota; Metazoa; Chordata; Amphibia; Anura; Pelobatidae. The record is from the annotation of a GenBank genome assembly.
AUGGAGAGAGACAAAGUACUUACACGUUCCCUAUUGAACAUAAUGUGGUCACCGAACACCUUCCGAACAAAAAGGUUGCCACUAUACCCUACCACAAAAUUAACGAUAAAGGUGUGGGACAAAUUGCUAGCUACUAGAAUGGAAAAAGGGAAAUAUUGCGCAUAUGCCCCCGUGGAGGUGAUUGAAGAAGUAUCGCAAUGGCUGUCGCUCAAACCUUUGGCAUCAAACGCAUUAGAGACUAACAUUUUGGCUUUCCCGGUACUACAAGAAAAAUAUAAUUUACCUAACUCUCUCAUCUUCCAGUACCUCCAACUAAAAAGUAUCAUACAAGACAAAGUAACCUUCCAGAAAUUGGCACCUAAACCACAAGAGUCUUAUGCACUGGCCCUUAUUGAAAGAUGUAAUUUGGCUCCUACUAAAUCUAAAUCCUUAUCCCUAUGUUAUAAAACUCUUUUAGACACCCCAACACCCCAAUCCGUCAAAUACGUGACCCAAUGGGAACAAGAAGGCAUAUCUGGACUCACAGAUGGAGACUGGUUGGGAUCACUUAAUGCACUAAAGGGCCUCACAACCUGUUUUUCACAAAAAGAUAAUAUACCGAUGGUACCUUACCCCACAAAGAUUACAGCAAAUUUACCCGGGCGCAAACCCCAAUUUUUGGAGAUGCGGAUCCCAUACAGGAACAAUGAUGCACCUAUG